This is a messenger RNA of Haplochromis burtoni (Burton's mouthbrooder), 953 nucleotides long. It is a transcript of the gene ognb, whose product is annotated as osteoglycin, paralog b. NCBI's taxonomy places the organism in Eukaryota, Metazoa, Chordata, Actinopteri, Cichliformes, Cichlidae. The record is from RefSeq and is a predicted model, not a curated record. Gene Ontology annotation, molecular function: protein binding. The transcript is spliced from 6 exons. The coding region runs from base 126 to 935 and encodes 269 amino acids.
UUUUCUUACUCAGCAGUAUGCUGGCAGCUUAAUAAAAGUGGAUGGAAAAUUUUCCUUCUCAGAUGUACCCCAGAUCUCAGCCUAGCAGACAGCUCUGUCCUCCUCUCUCCAGCCACUGAGGCACAAUGAUACCAUUAAGGAUUUUAAUUUUCACAUAUGUAAUGCUCCCAUGGAUAGUGUCUUCUGCAGCAAAGGGUGAAUACAUGGAAGCAAGAACACCUGCAAAAGCUACGGUACGUGCGUCGGACUAUGGCGUCCUGCAAGACACAGAUACUGAUGGUGGAGUACUUCCAAAAGCAGAAGUUUUGCCAACAUGUCUACUGUGCGUUUGUCUGAGUGGAUCAGUUUACUGCGAGGACGUGUCCCCUGACAUGUCAGCCGUGCCAACCCUGCCAAAGGAAACGGCGUAUCUCUAUGCUCGCUUCAACAAAAUCACAAAAAUACACAGGGAAGACUUUGCAGACACAGCUACUUUAAGAAGAAUUGACUUGUCUGGGAAUCUCAUCUCUGAGAUAGAAGACGGAUCUUUCUCAAAACUUCCCAAUCUUGAGGAGCUCAAACUCGCAGAAAACAGACUGACCAAACUUCCCAUGCUGCCAUCCAAGCUAGUAACUUUUAAUGCCAAUUUCAACAGGCUUAUAACCCAGGGUGUAAAGGCAAAUGCUUUUAAAAAACUCACGAGACUGGCAUACCUUUAUCUCGGAGACAAUGAACUGACAGCCGUCCCCCAUCUUCCAGAGUCUCUUUACGUUGUUCAUCUGCAUAACAACAACAUCUCAACAAUAACAGAUGAGACAUUCUGCAAAGGAAACACAAGCCACUACAUUCGGACCAACAUGUACGAGGUGAGACUGGAUGGGAACCCCCUGAAGCUGUCGGAGCACCCUAACAGCUUCAUCUGUCUGCAGUCUCUCCCUAUUGGCUGGUACAAGUGAAACACAAAAGAAACUGAG